Haliotis rufescens (red abalone) is the source of this 1442-nucleotide messenger RNA. RefSeq lists its product as uncharacterized. The transcript is spliced from 4 exons. The record is from RefSeq and is a predicted model, not a curated record. NCBI's taxonomy places the organism in Eukaryota, Metazoa, Mollusca, Gastropoda, Lepetellida, Haliotidae. Bases 160 to 924 code for a protein of 254 amino acids.
CAGUCAUUUCCGAUAAGUGGGCAGAGGGGAUUUAUAAAUGGCCAGUUCGCCGCAAAAGCUUGCUAUAUAUUCUUCUUAAAUUACCAGGAACCCGCUCCUCAUAUUCCGAGUCAUACCGUGGUGUGCUUUAAGGUCUUGCGUACUCGGCAGUGUGUUGGAAUGACACUCUUAAUCAAUGUUGCGUUUGUGGCUGUCUACUGUGUGCUGUGUGGCGACGCGGGUCCUUCGGCAGUCAGAUUGCAGGGUCCAGGGGGAGAGAGGUCCAGAGGUUGUGUCCAAGGAGCUGAGGUCAUGGGAGGAGCAUUCUCAGAUCUCCCCCCUUGUCCACCCUGGGUAGAUGACAAAGAAAGGUGCCGCAUCGGGGAUACCAUUCUCAGUCGCAGUCAGUGCCUAGAUAUCAUGACGGAAAAAGAAUACCUGGCUCUAUCCCGAAGUCAACCAGAGACAAUGUCCCUCCCUCCGUCCCCGCCCCGCCCCUUAAACAUCAUGGUUAGCCCCCCUGGCUGGUCCGGUGGAGGAAGUCCACCUGGGGGGUGGGCCCAGAGCCACCCUCCUAGCCCCCCGGGGUCUCAUUUUGGACCCCCAGGGAUCAGCUCUGACAAUAUGAUGAAGGACACUGACGUUCUCCCACCAGGACACAAGAACAGCCGCUGGUACAGCCGGAGACACAGCUCCCCGUUGGGCUCUAUGCCCGGGUCUGUCCCGUCCCCCCCGGGGGUCCAUGUGCCGAGCCAGAUGAUAAGAGCUUUCCAAAGGAGGAACUGGAGGAGGAGAGCCCCAAAGACCUGGACUAGGAGAAGAUCCGGGAACAGGAGAAGUCGCAAACAAAAUCGGGAACAGAGGAGCAGUUCUUUGAGGAGGCGGAGCAGGAGGAACAGGAAGUACGGAGGGCUGUCAGCGCCACCAGGAGUACAUCAACUCUAAAAUCAAGACAAAUACAACAAACUUGUACUUUUCAUCCAUUCAUACCCUGACUGAUUCCACGUCAUGCCUCAUAAGGUUCGUGGUCUUUUGAGAGGCAAUAUGUGAAAUUUUUAUGGUGUAUAUUUAAGAAAGUACUGCAAUUCUUACUGGGCCUUCACUAAUGGCAUCCCUGCCUGUGGACGGACAGGCAAUCGACAAGAACCAACAUUGCGCCUUGUGAUGGUAAAUGGGAAUGUAUGGAAGAAACGCAGCGCCACUAGUGUCCUACGACGUAGAGUACAACUGUUUGUGACAUAUGCGACUGUAUAUAUUACUAGUGAUUAGCGAGUUAUGGCCUGAGGUAGUUUUGAUAUAACAGCAAACCAAGCUAAUCACCAUCUGUACCGUAUCACAUCUCUACUUUAUACGUUGUUCACAUUCUACAUCAUGUCCUGUUAUACCUUUCUUGGAACACAUAGUGUUGUAACACUUAUAUGAAUUGAAGACUGGUGUUUUAAUAAAAUUACUUGUACAUAUUA